This is a messenger RNA of Chenopodium quinoa (quinoa), 1844 nucleotides long. RefSeq names its product adenylate isopentenyltransferase 1, chloroplastic-like. NCBI's taxonomy places the organism in Eukaryota, Viridiplantae, Streptophyta, Magnoliopsida, Caryophyllales, Amaranthaceae. Gene Ontology annotation, molecular function: AMP dimethylallyltransferase activity; tRNA dimethylallyltransferase activity. Gene Ontology annotation, cellular component: mitochondrion. The transcript has a single exon. Gene Ontology annotation, biological process: tRNA modification; cytokinin biosynthetic process. Bases 318 to 1211 code for a protein of 297 amino acids. The record is from RefSeq and is a predicted model, not a curated record.
AUGAUGCAUGCAUUAUUGUCCCACUUAAAUGAAAUAAUAAAGGUAUUUACCUUACUUAGAGGAUUUGAGAUGUGAAUCAUAAAACUUAUUUACCUUAUUUAGAUAGUGUGAGAAUCAUACUAUCUUAUCCAAAGGAUUUAAUAAUUAUAAGAUAAUUUAAAUUCAUCCUCCCCUAAUUGAAAUAAACAUAUAAAGUUACACUAUAAAAACAUAGCUCUUAUACCCUAUGAUAACCAAAAAAAAAACCACACUACCUACCUUACUAUUCAUCACCAUUUUCCAAACAUCUCAACCCCACCCUAUUCUGCCUACACACCAUGCAACUUUCGAUAGCUAGAGAUAAAGUGGUGGUGAUAUUAGGCCCCACUGCAUCAGGGAAAUCCCGACUUUCUGUCGAAAUUGCCUCCAUAUUCCCUUCUGAAAUCAUCAAUUCUGACAAAAUUCAAGUCUACAAAGGCCUUGACAUUACCUCUAAUAAAAUAUCAUUAGAGGAGCAACUCGGUGUUCCUCACCAUUUAUUAGGAAACAUUGAUUCAUCGAGUCAUGACGAGAUAAGCACUGCUCAAUAUCGUUCAUGGGCUUCGUUGUUGAUCUCUGAAAUUAAUAAUCGUGGAAACCUUCCUAUUGUUGUAGGUGGGUCAAACUCAUUUGUCUAUUCCCUUGUAGCAAAACAAUUCAACCCAAACGUGGACAUAUUUUUCGAAUCCUCCCAAGGAUGUUUUGAGUUAAGGUACGAUUGUUGCUUCCUUUGGGUCUAUGUUUCACCGCAUAUAUUAAACAAAUAUAUAGAUAAGCGAGUCAAUGACAUGCUUGAAAAAGGGAUGCUUAAUGAGUUGGCUGAGUUUCACCUAUCAGAGAAAAUGGGUAAGCAUCAACCGUACAAAGGGUUGGCGAAGGCAAUUGGUGUUCAAGAAUUUGAAGAGUACUUUAAAAGGUAUGCUAGUGAAACUAAUGUGUUAGAGGGUGACAAAGUUCAAAGGCGUAUGUAUGAGGAAGCUGUGAAAGCCAUAAAAGAAAAUACAUGUGAAUUAGCAAGGAGACAGGCAAAAAAGAUAAACUUUUUGAAAACAAAAGGUUGGAACAUCACUAUUUUAGAUGGCACUUAUUCUAUUCAGGCAUUGAUGGAUGGAUCCAAGAGUUGGUUUGACAUAUGGGAGACUCAAGUUUUGAAACCAAGUGUGAAAAUUGUCAAGAGCUUCCUAAAAGCCUAAGUCUUAAAUUGAUUUUAGCUAUAAGAAUAUGAUUUGAAAAAGUGAAUAAAAUCAUGUAAGAAGUGCACAACUUUGGUAUAAAACUUAAGUUGGCUAAAAGGGAAUAAUUGCAAAUUCGAUAUUAGUAAGUGAUAAUUAAAAAAAAAAAAAAAAAAUCGAAUGUAUAUUCAAAUGUUAACACAAUAUUUAGGCUCGUAAGUUUUGAGCCACCACAUUAUAAAUGAUUAUUGUUCGUAUAAAAUGAAACAAUUUAUUCUACCACUUUUCUUCCACUUAAUACUUAUUCUUUGUUGACACCUAUAUUUGGCUCUAUAACCUGAAUAAAAAGUGUUGAGGUUAGAAUUUCACUUCCUAACAAGAUUGACGCCUAAACUUUACAUAGACUUUAGAAUAGCAAGCCAAAGUGUUAAAUAUUCCUCAUAAGCCUAAAAUUUUAACCAAACCUUGAACGAACAUGCGUACAAACUACUUUAUUAAUUUAUUAGUUCAAAACACUAGAAUAGCCAAAACUACUUUAUUAAUUUAUUAGUUCAAAACACUAGAAUAGCCAAAGCACUUAAUUUAAAUUGAGCCUUUUGCUAUUAGCAACCACGAACGACUUUAUAAGUCACACCGUCACACGAGACAUCAAUG